Molecule: messenger RNA, 622 nt
Organism: Daphnia pulex (common water flea)
Lineage: Eukaryota; Metazoa; Arthropoda; Branchiopoda; Diplostraca; Daphniidae
Exons: 2
Coding region: 17-622 (201 amino acids)
Source: RefSeq, a predicted model, not a curated record
UUUUUUGUUUUCAAAUAUGCGAGUUUGCCCUUUCUAUGGGAUCUUGGAAAUCUUGGCGUCCAAUGUUGUUGUGUGGACAACUAAAGUAGCAACGGUCGACGGACCGAUUUGCUUAUUUUGCGAGCGUUACGUAAGUCGCAUCUACCGCACGACAACGAAUUCAUGCGUAUCCUGCGAGCACAAUUACAUAACAACGCUAUUUCCACCAACUCCAAGAAUUCUUGAUAUCCCAAAGAAAGAUGUGCCCCGGAAGAACAAGACGUUAGUCUUCUUGUGCGCCCGGCUAUCGGCUGGGAAUACAUUGACCGUUGGAUACUUUGACAAAUUGGUCGCGUCACUAGAACAAAGUGAAAGCAAUCCAGGACGGUUUGGUAAAUUCAACCGUCCCGGGUUGCCGGCAGGAAUGGAGAUUGUUGGAAAAUUUGUUGCCCGCGCGACUGCAACUACAAAAAUUGAUACUAGAUACGAGCGAACCAUCAAUGCUGAAGCUGAUUGGCUACCGAUGAAUCUGUUGCCAGAGUUCAUCGUACAUCGCUACUGGCCGGGAAAUACAGUUCUCAUAGGAAUGUCUACACCUUCCUGUUUAACCGUUUCGCCAAAUCAUCUGGUUAUAAAUUCGUAA